Messenger RNA from Hansenula anomala, 3051 nucleotides. RefSeq names its product Dal81p (gene DAL81). The transcript has a single exon. The record is from RefSeq and is a predicted model, not a curated record. NCBI's taxonomy places the organism in Eukaryota, Fungi, Ascomycota, Saccharomycetes, Phaffomycetales, Wickerhamomycetaceae. Bases 314 to 3007 code for a protein of 897 amino acids. Gene Ontology annotation, cellular component: nucleus. Gene Ontology annotation, molecular function: zinc ion binding; DNA binding; DNA-binding transcription factor activity, RNA polymerase II-specific. Gene Ontology annotation, biological process: DNA-templated transcription.
CAAAAGUCACAAGAGCACAUCAAAGCUCACUUCCAAAACUAAAAACACAGGGCAAUCUCUGUCAGGCUAGCCUUUUACAGCUCACCAUCAUUUGCUCUCUCUUGCUUUGAGCUGGCUAUAGCACCCAUUCCAUCAGAUCCAUAUUGUUUAUUUACCUUUUUCCCAUCUUCAAUUGAUAAGUUUCAUCAAAGAGUAUUUCACUGUCAGUUUGGUUCAUUACCAAGCGCUUGGUUAUUUCAAUCUCAAAUUAUCUCCCUCAUUACCACAAUCUCAUCCUGCUUGAUGAUAAUUGUGCUAUCAUAAAGAAGAAACUAUGUCACAAAUCCCUGAUGACAGACCUCAAACAAAUACAACAAAUCUAGAUGCAAACAAUGGGAAUAUUCAACCUAACGACUCCAAUAAAGGAGCGACAGAUUACUGGGGCACAGAUAUGUUGAGCCCUGAGUUUAAUUUCCUCAAUGUUCCAGAGGAAACUUAUAAUUUCCUCCAGUCAGGCCCAUCAUUGAAUGAUAGAAAUGCACCUUCACCAAGUCUAUUCAAUAAUAAUACAGGUAUCUCAAACAUACCGUCAAAUCCUUCAAGUGCACAAGGAACUCCUGUUGAAUCAAAUGCUCCUGCAAAGACUGAACAACAAAACUUUUUAUUAAACCAUUAUCAAAAUCUAUUAAAUCAAAGUAAAGUUCCAAUGAAACAAGCUUUAUCCCCAAAUUCCUAUGCUUCUCCAACCGCAAAUAGUACCAACUCCCAUACAGCUGGCUCCCCAUCCUCAAAUAUACCUAUUAAUCAUCCUUUACAUCCUGAUAAUGUUCAAAAAUCACUACAACAGCAACAGCAACAAGCCCAAUCAUUUCAACAACCACAAUCAUUAUUUCAAGAAGCUUCACAAACGACCAAAGGUAACCCUAAUCCUUGUGAUCAUUGCAGAAGAAGACAAAUUAAAUGUAUCACGGUGCCCAAUCUGUCAAACUGUGUUCAAUGUGAAACAAAAGGUAUUAAAUGUACCCAUUCAGAAAGUCCGUCAAACCCAGCUUUGAAAAGAAAUAUGGGAAUGGUUCAAGAUACCAAUGAAUUCAAUAAAAGACCUAGAUACUCGGUCAAUCAAGUACAAAAACCAACCUUCCCACAAGUUCAAAAUUUCAAAAAACCUCAACCAACAUUACAAUAUCCAAGAUCAUCAUUUUUCGUUGGGUCUUCCUCGAUGUUUGACCAUUCUUUAUUGAAUCGUAUAAGGCUGGACAAAAUAGAUCAAGUUCAAUUGAAUCCAAAACUGUCAUUAAGAAAAGUUUCUAAUGAUGUUCAAUUCAUAUUAAGAGAUGAUUAUACUGAUGAAUUGGCACUGAGUGCUGAUCGAAAUGUUGAUGCUGUGGAGAAUAUAGUGGCACCUCAUGGACAAUCACUAGUGAAUACUUAUUUCAAAAUCAUACAUCCAUCAUUCCCAAUAUUGCAUAGAAAAGUGUUUUUAGAAAAAUAUGCAAGAUCUUAUAGAGAAUUUUCAGCUCCACUAUUAGCUGCAGUUUAUUCAUUAGCAAUUCAAUGGUGGGACCAAGAUCCAAAUUUAGCUCAACAUCAGAAACCUGAUAUUGAUGCAUUAAAUUCCAUUGCAUUACAAACAUUUACUGAAGUUACUGAAAGACCAAGAUUGAGUGCAGUUCAAGCUGGAUUAUUAUUAUUGCGUUGUCGUUCUGAAAACCCAAAUAAUUGGAUACUAUGUCAACAAGUUGUUUCAUUAGCUGAGGAAUUGGGGUUAGGUCUUGAUUGUCAGAAUUGGAAGUUACCUAAAUGGGAAAGAGGUUUACGUAGAAGAUUGGCAUGGGCUGUUUGGAUUCAAGAAAAAUGGACUUCAUUGAUUGAAUCAAGAGUUUCACAUUUUGUUAUUGGUAGAAACUGGCUUGUCAGGAAUGUUACAAAUGAAGAUUUCCCAGAACAUCCUUCAAGAAGACAAAAUCAAGGAGAUGAAGAUUACAAAUCUAUGAUUAAUGACAUUGAGAAUGGGAAAUAUUUAUUCAAAGAAAUGAUUGAGUUGAGUUUAAUUAUGGGUGAAAUUAUGGAAACUUUUUAUUCAUAUUCUGCUUUACAAAAUGUUACAAGAAUUGAUCAAGUACUGAAGUCAGCUAAACCAUUACAAUUACAAUUGAGGCAAUGGUACCAUUCCUUACCACCAGGUUUACAAAUGAAUGCUGUCCAACAAGAAAAAUUAUGCUCAAAUGGGUAUCUUCAUUUAUCAUAUUUUGCUACAGAAAUUACAUUACAUCGUAAAAUUAUUUUAAGUUUAGGAGAAGAUACACCUCCAGAAUUGGUCAAAGUUUGCAGAGCAGCUGCUACAACAAGACUAACUGCUGUUAUUGAUUUUGUUAAAUCUUUAAAAAGGGAGCACAUUUAUGCAUAUUGGAAUGCUCCAACAACAAGUAACUUUGCCAUUGUUGGUACGUUUGCAGCAGUAUUAUACGUUACUGCACCAAGUCCACAAGAAGCUUCAGUCUACAGAGAACAUAUCAAUGUUUAUAGAAUGUUGUUGUAUAAAUUGAGCAGAUUUUUCAAACAAGCAUUUGAGGCAUUGAAAAGAAUUGAUAUGUUGUUGAAUCAUAUUCCAGGAUUAAUUAAAGAACCUUCACAAAUGAAUGAGAUGAGCCCCUUAUCAAACAUGUCACAAUCACCAAAUAAUAAUUUUCAAGCAUUAUCACCAUAUUUGAGUCAACAGAUGAAUGCUAAUUUACCAAAUACCCAAAAUAUGCCAAAUAAUCAACCAGAUAUGAACAAGAAUAAUAAUAAUAUUAACAGUAAUAAUAAUAAUAGCAACAAUGUCAAUAGAAGAAGUGGGCCACCUGUUACAACAGUUAAGAAGGAAUCUUUCACUGAACCUUCAAAUUUGAGUCCAAGUGCUAUGAGUGAAUCUGCAAGAAGUUUCAAGAAUGGAGGGACACCAGUGACAAAUACUAAUCGUUCAAAUGCUAAUAGUCCUGUUGAUAUAAGAAUGAGUGGGAAUGCUGGACAAACUCCAAAUAAUUGAGAAAAAGAAGAUGUAUUACUGUAUUUAUUAAGCUUAGUCACCCC